Molecule: messenger RNA, 930 nt
Organism: Anopheles nili
Lineage: Eukaryota; Metazoa; Arthropoda; Insecta; Diptera; Culicidae
Product: clavesin-1-like
Exons: 6
Coding region: 1-930 (309 amino acids)
Cellular component (GO): membrane
Molecular function (GO): phosphatidylinositol bisphosphate binding
Source: RefSeq, a predicted model, not a curated record
AUGGCUUUACGAUUGGAUGAACUGAAAGCGCCGUGUGUUGAUUUUGGAAAUGGUAUCGAGCUUCGCUUCAACCUGGAGGAGUUCACGGUCGAGGCUGCAAAGGAAAAGGCCGCAAAAGAGCUUCGCGAAACACCGGAUGUGGUCGAGGCGAGCAUGAACGAGCUUCGCGAGCUGAUUCGCCAGGAAAAGCGCCUGCAUGUGCCAGUGGAUAAUGACGCCUUUUUGAGACGCUUUCUACGCCCAAAGAAAUAUUAUCCAACCAGUACCAUGGAAAUGAUGAAGGCGUUCUAUAAAAUGAAAUCGAAGGACAACUUUAUUCUGGAUCAUUUGACUACGGAAUCAAUCAAGCGUGCACUUGAUGAUCGGGUGGUGCAGAUUUUGCCAAAGCGAGACCAACACGGACGGCGAAUUUUGUUCAUGGAAAUGGGAGCAAAGUGGAAUUGCUCGAAAGUGCCGUCACUGGAAGUGAUUCGAGCGACUAACAUGCUCAUGGAGGCGGUUGGCCGAGAGCCGGAAACUCAGCUAAACGGCAUAGUUUUCAUCAUCAACUUCGACAAGCUAUCGCUCUCCCACAUUAGCCAGUUUCCACCUAUGUUCGUGAAAAGUAUCGUCGAUCACGGCCAGAAGAACUCGCCCUAUCGCGUCAAGGGCAUACAUAUUGUCAACAACGCACGGAUGUUUAACAUUAUGUUUAAAAUAUUCAAGCAAUUCAUGGGAAAAAAGUGGAGCCAACGGAUAUUCCUUCACGGGAUUGAGUUCAAGAAGCUGCACGAACACGUUGAUGAAAGUCUGUUGCCCUCAUUUCUGGGAGGAACUUAUGAGAUACCGGAGUAUGAUGGAGCUGUAAUCGGAGAGUUGCUGGAUUGUUAUAAAGAACAAUUUGAAGAAGAGGACCAGUACGGAUAUCUUCCUGAAGUAAAGCAAUCAUAA